GCCGUCGAGUUUGGUGCUAGCUUGCGGGAUCCGUGCGCCGAGGGGUCACCAGGACGGGAGAGGUGUAUAACCCACGUUGGCAUUUACAGACUCCACUGUCUUGGUGCGUGGGUCAGCGGAUGAUCUGCACAUAGAAGGUAUACCAAGGGUUUGGGGCUCUGUCUUGCGCAGCUCAAGUCCCGCCCCGUAGCAGCCAUGAUCACAGCUAUGCAGCAGGUGUUGGAUAAUCUGGGCGAGUUGCCCACCUCCACCGGAGCCAAAGACCUGGACCUGAUCUUCCUUCGCGGGAUCAUGGAGAGCCCAAUCGCUCACGAGCGCCUGGAGGACGUGAAGCUGGAGGCGGUGCAGGAGAACAACAUGGAGCUGGUCAACGACAUCCUGGGCGACAUCAGCGGCCUGACGGUGAGGGACGACAGCGCGGCGGAGCUCACCAAGAUCCUGCAGGAGCCUCACUUCCAGUCUCUGCUGGAGGCUCACGACAUGGUGGCGUCUAAGUGCUACGAGGCUCCUCCCCCCCAGGACAUGAGCAACGACGCCCUGGUGAACAGCGCUCUCAUGCAGGCAGACGCCGUCAGGAUGAUCGGCAUCCGCAAGAAAGCCGGAGAACCUCUGGGUGUGACAUUCCGUGUGGAGAAAGAUGACCUGGUCAUCGCGCGCAUCCUCCACGGUGGCAUGAUUGACAGGCAAGGCCUGCUCCACGUGGGCGACAUCAUAAAGGAGGUGAACGGGAAGGACGUCGGGAACAACCCCACGGAGCUGCAGGAGAUGCUCAAGGAGUGCAGCGGGAGCAUCACCCUCAAGAUCCUGCCCAGCUACAGAGAUGCUCCUGCACCGCCACAGGUCUAUGUGCAGCCUCACUUUGACUACAAUCCAGCCAAUGACAAUCUGAUCCCGUGCAGAGAGGCGGGGCUAGCCUUUGAGCGAGGGGACAUCCUCCAGAUUGUGAAUAGGGAGGACCCUAACUGGUGGCAGGCUUGUCAUGUUGUGGGUGGAGCUACAGGUCUGAUACCUAGUCAGUUCCUGGAAGAAAAGAGGAAAGCUUUUGUUCCUAAAGACUGGGAUGGAGCAGGUAUUCUGUGUGGUACAAUAACGGGGAAGAAGAAGAAGAAGAUGAUGUAUCUCACAGCCAAAAAUGCAGAGUUUGACAGGCACGAGCUGCAGAUUUACGAGGAGGUUGCGAAGAUGCCACCUUUCCAGAGGAAGACGCUGGUUCUGAUUGGUGCUCAGGGAGUGGGCCGCCGCAGCCUGAAGAACCGAUUGGUGGUGCUGCAACCCGACCGCUUUGCCACCACAGUACCAUUCACGUCACGACGGGCGCGUGACGAGGAGCGCGAUGGCCACUCCUACCGCUUUGUGUCACGGAUAGAGAUGGAGAUCGACAUCCGCGCCGCCCGCUACCUGGAGCACGGCGAGUACGACGGCAACCUGUACGGCACCAAGAUCGAGUCCAUCCACCAGGUGGUGGACACUGGCCGAACCUGCAUCCUGGACGUCAACCCUCAGGCGCUCAAAGUCUUGAAGACAUCAGAGUUCAUGCCGUAUGUUGUUUUCAUUGGCGCGCCUGAGUUUGAGACCCUGAAAGCUAUGCACAAAGCUGUGGUGGAUGCUGGGAUCACUACCAAGCAACUCACAGAUGUGGACUUGAAGAAGACCGUUGAGGAAAGUGCACGCAUCCAGAGGGCCUACAGCCACUAUUUUGAUUUGACCAUCGUCAAUGAUAAUUUGGACCAUGCAUUUGAGAAACUUCAGGCAGCAGUUGACAAACUCUGCAGCGAGCCACAGUGGGUCCCGGUCAACUGGGUUUACUGAGAGUGUAAAAUACUCAUGCACAUAGUCUCACACACACUAACACACACAUACACACACACACAUGCGUCACUCUUAAGGGUGUGUGUGCGUGUGCGUGUGUGUGUGUGUGUUUGUGUAAAUACCUCUGGCGAGUGGUGUAGUUUGUGUGGCGGAUCACCCAUUCGCUGCACCAGAACAGUUUUAGCCACUCCUGUGUGAAACAAAAAACCCGCCCCUUUUGCAUUUUCCAAUGAAGUGUUAUUUUCUACUGAAUCUGAAGAAUCUUUUAUUUAUUUUAAUAUUUGCAAGUUUCUACGAGAAAAUAUUUCUAAUCACGACAACAAGGAAUUCAAAAGGAGAAAAUUGGGAGAGAGAGGAGCUGUAUGAGUGCUCAUAUGUUGUGUGUUGUUGUUUUUUUUAUUUUGUAGCUUCCUGGACCCAAUGCUGUUAGUUAACUUUUUGUUACUAAAAUGGUCGCAAAAGAGAAAUGCAUCUUGUAGCUAAAUUGAAAAAGGGCUUUACUGGAACCGAGAAAGUAGGUAAGAACAAGGGCAAAAGAAACCGGGGGAGGGCGGCGGGGCAAAAUGGAGACGGAGUGUUCCAGAACCCGAAUGAGAAAAAUCCUUCAGAAUUGUUUACAAUGGUGUGCUGAGGUUGGUUGCCAUGGUCAUGGUGGUGUAAGACGAGCUAAAGCACAUCGCAGAGACCCUCAGACAACUGUGAUAGAUCUCAAAGACGUCAACUCUAUGCUUUUGCCAGUUCAUCCUUUCAGAAGUCUGAUACCCCCCUGUGCAUGUCUGUGUGUCAUAAUGACCGCUGUGUUUUGUAGCUUUUGUCUCAUUUCUUGUAUUGUUUUUAUUAUGAAAAAAAAAACACUAUUUGUCACACAAAGAUCACUUUAGCUUGGAGAUCUAGUCAUCAGAUUCUAUUUCCCCAUUAUGCUCUUUUGUAGUUUUUUUAAUGGAACCAAAGUCACCCUGUUUAGGAAUCACUCAUGUCGUCCCUCUGUUUAGCAUACAUGGUGUUCUGUAGAUUUUCUAUCUGUUUCGUUGGUGAAAACUUGUCUCCCACAAUCCUUUUGCUGUGUCACCUGUUUGCCAAAGCCAACUUGUCCAUCAGUGUGUUUGUGAAGUAACUGGUUCAAAUUCUGUUUUUAUUUGUCUUUAUUACCCUCACUGGUACUGUAAUGAUAUUAUGUAUACCUCUGUAUACAACGCAAUAAAAUAACAUUUUACCCUG
Sardina pilchardus (European sardine) is the source of this 3027-nucleotide messenger RNA. RefSeq names its product protein associated with LIN7 2, MAGUK p55 family member b (gene pals2b). The record is from RefSeq and is a predicted model, not a curated record. Lineage: Eukaryota; Metazoa; Chordata; Actinopteri; Clupeiformes; Clupeidae. Gene Ontology annotation, molecular function: protein binding. The transcript has 14 exons. The coding region runs from base 196 to 1809 and encodes 537 amino acids. Gene Ontology annotation, cellular component: cell-cell junction; plasma membrane.